AUGGCUUCCGAGAUUCACAGGCGGAGGACGGGCCGGGGAUUGAAGGUCACCGAGGAGAUUGUUAUCAAGGAGGAGAUGUACGAGGAAGAAGAGGAUGAUCUGCCGAGACAGUUCAGACACCUUACCCGCCACCUUCAGACCAACUCACCAACUAUGAACCACCGGGUCUCUGCGUACAUCACCACACAAGCAGCGAUGGCGUCAAUGGCGAGAUACAACGAGGUCAACAGGCUCUUUAGCGAAUCGUUUCCCAGUGCCGCGGCACUCCAGCAGCAACUUAACAACUCCAUUUACAUGGCGCCUCUGAUGACGAACAACUCCCACUUCUCACCGACAUCACCGACUAUGCCAUCUCCAUCGGCACAGACAGACUCGAGCUUCCCUGGCAUGGAUCGCAGGAUUUCCACAGCGACCACGGCGACAACAUCAUGCUCGACUCCGCCAGCACUUUCACCUUCACCUUCAUCACACACCAUCAGUACUCCUGACUUGAGGCUCACUCCGCGACAGUCUUCGGCACAAAUGUACCCACCGCUGGACGUCCAGCCCCAGCAGCAGCAACAUACAUCUGCCUUUACGUCAGAGCUGUCAAACGAGGCCAAGAUGCUCGGCAUGGUCAAUAUUGAUGUCAAUGACCCCAUGGCGCAAUACUUUUUCGGCGGGGAUUCUUCCAGCUUCAACUUUUACGACCCUCAGUCGAAUAAGUCCUCGCAGCCUGCCUUGGCGGAUAACAAUGAGUCGGCGUUCGAUAGCGGAGACAACGUGUCACCAACGGACACCACGCCAACAGCCGCCGACGAGAUCUUGUACUCGCCAAUGGAAGGUACAUUCAACAGCCACUUUGAGAACUACAGUCAAGCGGGUACUCCCUCGGCAGCUGGCCUGAUGGCUGAUCCAGGGUGGGACAACUUUAUUGACUUUGGUUCGGAGCAAUGA
This is a messenger RNA of Pestalotiopsis fici W106-1, 936 nucleotides long. RefSeq lists its product as uncharacterized. Lineage: Eukaryota; Fungi; Ascomycota; Sordariomycetes; Amphisphaeriales; Sporocadaceae. Bases 1 to 936 code for a protein of 311 amino acids. The transcript has a single exon. The record is from RefSeq and is a predicted model, not a curated record.